CCCUUCUUCUUCAUGAGUGGGAGGGAAGGUAUAUAUGUGGUCGGUGAACAUUGAUUGUACCACAGACAACCGGUCUCCGGAGUCCAACAACAUGAAGUUAUCGGUUGUAUUAGCAGUAUCACUGGCCGUGGUGGCCUUUGCCAGCGAGGAAAAAGGCACACAGAAGGCAGCUGAAGAGAAAAAACAGGACAAGCGAGGAAUAUACGACACCGGUUCCUAUGGGGGCGGUUAUGAGCAUGGAGAGAGCAGUGGUUACGGUAACGGUGGUGGUGACUUCGGAGGACACGAGGGUUUAAAUCUCGGACACGGACAGUCUGAAGGUUACGGUCACAGUGCAGAAUUCGGUGGAUCCUCUGAUUCCUGGAAGCCAAUCCAAAGUGACCAUGGCCAUCACCAUGUCAAGACUAUCGAGGUCAUCAAGAAAGUACCCGUCCCAUACACCGUUGAAAAGCAUGUUCCAUACACGGUAGAAAAGAAAGUGCCCUAUGAAGUCAAAGUGCCCUAUCCUCAGCCAUACACCGUAGAAAAGCGUGUACCAGUGAACGUUAAGGAGUACGUGAAAUACCCAGUCCACGUACCCCAGCCCUACGUUGUGGAAAAGAAAGUACCUUAUGAAGUUAAGGUUCCAGUUGACAAGCCCUUCGAAGUCAAAAUCAAAGUUCCCACACCUUACACCGUCGAAAAGAAAGUGCCCUAUGAAGUGAAGGUUCCCGUACCCCAGCCCUACACCGUAGAAAAGAAGGUCCCAUAUGAAGUGAAAUACGAAGUCAAAGUGCCCCAGCCCUACGAGGUCGUGAAGAAGGUGCCCUAUGAAGUUAAAGUACCCGUCGACAAGCCCUACCAUGUAUACGUGCCCAAGCCUUACCCUGUCCCAGUCGAGAAGCCUUACCCCGUGACAGUACACAAGCCAGUUCCCUAUGAAGUCAAGGUUCCAGUCGACAGGCCCUACAAGGUCGAGGUAGAGAAACCAUACCCAGUCCACAUCAAAGUUCCAGUCCCGAAACCCUACGACGUUUACAAGAAGAUCCCAUACACCGUCGAGAAGAAAGUGCCUUAUGAAGUCAAAGUGCCCAUCGACAAGCCCUACCCAGUAUACAAGGAGGUCCAAGUGCCCCUUGUGAAGGAGGUGCCCUAUCCCGUCAAGGUUCACUUUCCCAUUUACUUCAAGAAAGAACAGGAACAUCACCAUGAGGAACAGCAGCAGUACGGGCACGGAUGGAAUUAAAUCCAGCGUAAAAUAGUUAUCACAACAGUACCUUAUAGGCUUAGUUUGAAUUGUGAUCGAUAAGUUUUUUAGUAUAAUUAACAAACACGAGCUGGACAGUUGCGUGGUACAAAUUUGAUCGCAUAGCAUCCGAUGUGGAUGCGCGACACAGAAAUGUUAUUAAUUGUUUAUCUUUGUAUAUGCUUUGUUUUACGUAAUUGUGAAAGUUUUACAAAAACGUUGAGGCUGAUAAAAAUAUAAAUGUUAUAGAAUG
Molecule: messenger RNA, 1478 nt
Organism: Danaus plexippus (monarch butterfly)
Lineage: Eukaryota; Metazoa; Arthropoda; Insecta; Lepidoptera; Nymphalidae
Gene: CPG24
Product: aggrecan core protein
Exons: 2
Coding region: 35-1225 (396 amino acids)
Source: RefSeq, a predicted model, not a curated record